UUCAACUGUUCUACCAUCACAGACAAAAGACCAUAGUUUAAGAAAAUUGCCAAAACUAUUUUACGAAAAAGGAAACGGAAAAUGUUCACUCGCUAUAAAUAAAACCGAAGCGUCGACUAGUUUUUACACAGUUUAUCACUGCACACUCUGAUAUCUGUUCUGAAGAGAGCGAGUGUAGUUUUUUAAGAUGCUGUGAAAGUGGAUUUUAGAGUCUCUUUCAUCUGGACUGAGUUUUAGCUGUGUUGCGGUUGGUUAGAUCUCGGAUUUUAGGGCUCAGAAUGUGGAGACUUGCCAGAUUUACGGCUUCCAGUUUGGGCCUAUCACGGAGGUUCUCGACUGCGAUACCUGGUCCCUGUAUUGUUCACAAGCGUGGUGCUGAUAUUCUUCAUGAUCCUUGGUUUAAUAAGGAUACUGGGUUUCCUUUGACUGAAAGAGAUCGAUUAGGCUUGCGUGGCCUCCUUCCACCUCGUGUCAUAUCAUUUGAGCAGCAAUAUGCUCGUUUUAUGGAGUCAUAUCGAUCACUGGAGAAAAAUACUCAGGGACAACCAGAUAGUGUUGUAUCAUUAGCAAAAUGGAGGAUCUUGAAUAGGCUUCAUGACAGGAAUGAGACAUUAUACUACAGAGUCCUUAUUGAUAAUAUCAAGAAUUUUGCUCCAAUAAUAUACACGCCAACUGUAGGGUUGGUGUGCCAGAAUUAUUCAGGUCUAUUUAGACGUCCGCGUGGAAUGUAUUUUAGUGCAAAGGAUAAAGGGGAGAUGAUGUCAAUGAUCUAUAACUGGCCAAGUGAACAGGUGGAUAUGAUAGUCUUAACGGACGGUAGUCGUAUUCUUGGGCUAGGUGACCUUGGUGUUCAAGGAAUAGGUAUACCUAUUGGAAAGCUUGAUAUGUAUGUUGCUGCUGCUGGUAUCAAUCCACAGAGAAUACUCCCAGUUAUGUUGGAUGUUGGUACAAACAACCAAAAGCUACUUGAGGAUCGUCUUUAUUUAGGACUUCGACAACCUAGGCUAGAAGGAGAAGAGUAUCUAUCAAUUGUUGAUGAGUUCAUGGAAGCUGUUUUCACACGCUGGCCCAAGGCUAUUGUACAGUUUGAGGAUUUUCAAAUGAAGUGGGCAUUCGAAACAUUGCAGAGAUACCGUAAAAAGUUUUGCAUGUUUAAUGAUGAUAUCCAGGGAACUGCUGGUGUUGCUCUCGCAGGGUUGUUGGGAACGGUAAGAGCCCAAGGCCGACCAUUGUCCGACUUUGUGCACCAAAAGAUAGUUGUAGUGGGUGCUGGAAGUGCAGGGCUUGGUGUCCUGAAUGCAGCUGUACAGGCUGUUUCCAGGAUGUCUGGGAACAGUGAAGCAGCUGUCAAGAAUCAAUUUUUCCUAAUUGAUAAAGAUGGUCUUAUCACAAAAGAGAGGAAAAAUAUCGAUCCAGCUGCAAUGCCAUUUGCUAAGGACUUAAAAGAUGUUGAGGGGCUCAGGGAAGGAGCUAAUCUUCUUGAAGUGGUUAAAAAGGUAAAGCCCCAUGUGCUUCUUGGUUUGUCUGGAGUUGGUGGGAUCUUUAACGAGGAGGUGCUCAGGGCCAUGCGGGAAUCUGACUCUCCUAAACCUGCCAUUUUUGCUAUGUCAAACCCCACCAUGAAUGCUGAAUGUACUGCUGCUGAUGCUUUCAAAUAUGCUGGGGAAAAUAUAGUUUUUGCAAGUGGAAGCCCAUUUCAAAACAUUGAUCUCGGGAAUGGGAAAGUAGGACAUGUAAAUCAAGCAAAUAAUAUGUACCUGUUUCCCGGGAUUGGUUUGGGAACUCUUGUGUCUGGUGCACGUAUUAUAACAGAUGGAAUGUUGCAGGCAGCUGCUGAAUGCCUUGCUUCUUACAUGACAGAUGAGGAAGUCCAGAGGGGCAUAUUAUAUCCAUCCAUUGACAGUAUUCGACACAUUACGGCAGAGGUUGGUGCUGCUGUUCUGCGAGCAGCUGUUGCAGAAAAUUUGGCCGAAGGACAUGGUGAUGUGGGCCCCAAAGAGCUCAGGAACAUGUCAAAAGAGGAGACAGUGCAUUACGUCACGCGCAAUAUGUGGUUCCCCGUGUAUAGCCCACUGGUUCAUGAGAAAUAAGGCCCGUUGGACGAGGACCUUUUAUUUUAUUUCCCGAAUUCAUAAUUUGCUAACAUGAAGUGGAAAAGCAAAUUAUGAAAGCAGGAACAGACCAUCCCAUUUCUGAUGUAGUUCAAUUGCUGGAACUGUGAUCUAUUAGAGAAAAAAAAUUGAUUUUUGUAUAUUUUUGGUUAUUUUCGGGAGAUUUUCUCAGUUCAUUGCCAUUUUAGAGAUCUAAAGGACAUCUAUUUUACUGUGAUUUUUGGGUUAAUUUUAUUGGUGAUGUUUCAACUUAA
Messenger RNA from Jatropha curcas, 2365 nucleotides. It is a transcript of the gene NAD-ME2, whose product is annotated as NAD-dependent malic enzyme 2. Gene Ontology annotation, cellular component: mitochondrion. The record is from RefSeq and is a predicted model, not a curated record. Lineage: Eukaryota; Viridiplantae; Streptophyta; Magnoliopsida; Malpighiales; Euphorbiaceae. Gene Ontology annotation, biological process: malate metabolic process; pyruvate metabolic process. Gene Ontology annotation, molecular function: malate dehydrogenase (decarboxylating) (NAD+) activity; NAD binding.